Messenger RNA from Podarcis raffonei (Aeolian wall lizard), 2795 nucleotides. RefSeq names its product DIM1 rRNA methyltransferase and ribosome maturation factor (gene DIMT1). Gene Ontology annotation, biological process: rRNA methylation. The coding region runs from base 107 to 1030 and encodes 307 amino acids. The transcript has 12 exons. The record is from RefSeq and is a predicted model, not a curated record. Gene Ontology annotation, molecular function: rRNA (adenine-N6,N6-)-dimethyltransferase activity. Lineage: Eukaryota; Metazoa; Chordata; Lepidosauria; Squamata; Lacertidae. Gene Ontology annotation, cellular component: mitochondrial matrix.
CUACUUGUCCCAGCAGGCAGUGCGCGUGACGGCUUCCUCCCCGGAACUCUCCGCGACAGCGAGGACAGCAACGUGGGCUGGUGGGGGUCUGGCCGCGAUACUGAUCAUGCCGAAGGUAAAGAAGCAGCCGCGCUCGAGGCAGCAGCGCCCAGAAGGAAAAGCGCCAGGUAUCAGGUUCAACACUGGACUUGGUCAACAUAUUUUGAAAAAUCCCCUCAUUGUUAACAGCAUUAUAGAAAAGGCUUCCUUGUACCCUACUGAUGUUGUUCUAGAAGUCGGUCCUGGCACUGGAAACAUGACAGUAAAAAUGUUAGAAAAAGUGAAAAAGGUAAUUGCUUGUGAAUUGGACGUAAAGCUUGCUGGUGAACUUCAGAAGAGAGUCCAGGGCACGCCUCUGGCUAACAAACUUGAAAUAAAGAUCGGAGAUGUGUUGAAAAGUGACCUGCCCUUCUUUGAUGCUUGUGUGGCUAACUUGCCUUAUCAAAUUUCCUCUCCCUUUGUUUUUAAGCUACUGCUGCACCGGCCUUUCUUCAGGUGCGCAGUCCUCAUGUUUCAAAGAGAAUUUGCUCUUCGCUUGGUCGCAAAGCCAGGCUCUCCCUUAUAUUGCAGACUCUCUGUUAAUACUCAGCUAUUAGCUCGCGUCGAUCAUCUGAUGAAGGUAGGGAAAAAUAAUUUUAAACCGCCACCCAAAGUUGAAUCCAGUGUUGUGAGAAUAGAGCCAAGGAACCCUCCACCGCCAAUCAAUUUUCAGGAGUGGGAUGGUCUACUAAGGAUAGUGUUUGUCAGGAAAAACAAGACACUCGCUGCAGUUUUUAAUUCAAAUGCUGUGAAAAAGCUGCUGGAAAAGAAUUAUCGGAUUCACUGUUCACAAAAUAACUUGGAAAUUCCAGAAGAUUUCAGUAUUGGAAGUUUCAUACAGGGAAUCCUAAAAGACACUGGUUAUGCAGAAAAACGUGCGCGAGUCAUGGAUAUUGAUGACUUCAUCAGUGUUCUGCAUGGCUUCAACGCAAAAGGCAUCCACUUUUCCUAAAGGGAAGAUGGAAGAGACGCUGAGCAGCAAUGCUUUUGUAAGGAUGAACUGAACUAUCUAAAGGUGGUAUCAGAAUUUCACCCGAGAUGAUGUGUGCCAUGCUGCACAUGCACAUCGAGCUGUUUAAUUACCCCAUUGGUGCAAAAUGGGUUCUCAAGGACAACGCCAAUCGCCACCAUGCCUUUGUUCUGCUCUGCUCCUUUUGGAGGUUUUUUUAAGAGAACGUAUGUGAUGCAGAGUGUAAACUCUCCAGCCAUGUUCAGGGUCUCCUGAAAUACACCUUUUAUUUUUCUUAUUGCAUUGCUUAAGCCACAGUGACCACCUGCUCCCAACAAAAAGCACCCCAACCAAGAACAACUGUUAUGUUUGAUAUUACAACCCAGAUACUAUUCCUUUAUUAAAGAAUUCAUGAUCCAAGAUGUAAACUAGGUUCUCUUAAUUGUCAAACCCACUCCUUAGAUUUUGUGUGUGUGUCAAGUUCUGUAGUCAUUCUUAGACGGUGCAUUGCAAUAAACAAUGCUUUUUGUAUCAGUGUUUUCCACAAACAUUCAACAUUUACAAGCACCUCAACUCUAAGCCACUGAUCUGUGAUGUGGUGGGUUGUGCACAUUGGCUUCAAGACUCAUCUCCAUUUUGCUAGAUUCUUACCUGAAGUAGCAUAAACUUACAAGUUUAGUAGAUGUGUGUAUGAGUCACAUCAAGAGGUAUCCAUGCUCUUUCAGAUUCCUAAUGUGACCCCUGAAUAUGCAGUUUAGUAAAAGAAGAUACAACUCCUUGAGGCUUUGUAUAUCUGGACCAAGUCAAAUGCAGGCGGCUUGUGGAAACCAGUAACACAGUGCAACUUGAUAUUCCAUCCAUGGUUAAGAAUUAUAAAUGAACAACCAGUCGGCUUGGUUCUUCCUUGUGGUAAGGAAUUUGUGUAGAAACUGCAUACAGUGGUACCUCUGGUUACAUACUUAAUUUGUUCCGGAGGUCCGUUCUUAACCUGAAACUGUUCUUAACCUGAAGCACCACUUUGGCUAAUGGGGCCGCUGGCAUCGAAGUUCUUAACCUGAGGUACUAUUUCUGGGUUAGCGGAAUCUGUAACCUGAAGAGUAUGUAACCCGAGGUACCACUGUAUAAGAUUAUCAUGGCAGCACCAGCAUUUGAUAGUCCUCAUAGCUGGUCUUACAUUUGACUAGUAAAAUACCUCAUUCUAUUCCAGUAAGUGAUUUCAAGGCAGGAUAUUCACAUGACAAGAGAUAACUCUCCCUUUGGAAAGCACAUUUACUUCAUCAUUAAUUUUCUUUUCAGAGGAACUAAUAAGUGUCCUCCUUUCAGAGCAAGGAAGACUUCCUUCUUAUAUAUCACAGAUAGGGUCAAGUCAGUUGCUCCAGGCAGAUCUGCUUUUUUAAGGAGAGAUGGGUUAGAGGUAAGAGAAAAACUUGUGCCUCUUCUAAUUAUGGUGCCAUCUGAAGGCAGCUGAGGAAUUGCAUCUCUUUUGGGGACACAUACUUCCCCACAUAGACAUGCAUUUCCUAGCUUGCAUAUUUACAAUAUGCUGUAAGAGGUAGUGUGUCACUAGUGAUAUAGCUUGAUGUAAGGCAAAGCUGAACAGAAUCACAAUUUCCUGAUGCAAGGAUCUUCCAUGAAUCUUUUCUAAAAUAUCCUAACAGUAGGAUGCAGCUACGAAAGAAGACAUUUUACAAAAAGUUGUAUAGAAGUAAAAUUCUCAUCUCUAAUUUAUAUUUCAGUUAAAUUUAUUAAACACAUUGUGUAAAAUCUA